AUGUUCGUGACUUUUCGGUCAAUCUGGACCAGUGUUGGUGACUUUUCGGUCAAUCUGGACCAGCUCAUAGACGCGAUCGUUGUCGAAGCGCCGCAAGUCCGGGACGCGCGCUGGACGACAGCUUCGACCAGUGGCAGGGUAGUGCGGUACUUGGAAGUUACCUACAAGCUGGUCAAGGCGGGCUACAAGAUGAGCGCGGCGGUGCCAGGGCCUGCCACUUUCGAAGUGCCCUUCCUGCCCAUGUCCCCUGCCCUGGAGGGCAUCCCAGGUGAGGAGGAGGGCUUCGACCCAAUGGGCUUCUCCCUGGCCUUCGAGAUCGGCUGGCUUCGCGAGGCUGAGCUGAAGCAUGGCCGUGUGGCCAUGCUUGCGACGGUCGGAUGGAUCAGCACCGACCUGGGCAUGCGCGUCCCCGGGGAUGCCUUCCAGGUCUCCACUAUUGAGGCGCACGACGCCAUGGUCAAGUUCGGUGGAAUGCCACAGAUCCUCAUCUGGUGCGGGCUUCUCGAGGUGCUGGGCUUGUUCGCCUACGUGAACAUGCGCGAGGGCAAGACCGACCGCAAGCCGGGGGACUUCGGCCUCCGCGGCUUCUACCCCCAGGAUGCCAAGGGCCAGUACGAGAUGCAGGUGAAGGAGCUGCGCAACGGGCGGCUAGCGAUGUUGGCCUUCUCAGGCAUCGUCACCUCGGCGGUGCUGACGCAGGAGAAGUGGCCCUUCUUCGACGCUGUGAUCUCAGCGGUCGCAAGGGAUGAGAAGGCGCCCCAGGGAUCCACCUUCUGCGGCAACGCCGCCCCUCAGCGAGCCGGGGCCCGCACCGUUCGACAGGCCUCCGCCAGCAAGAGCCUGCCUUUCCUGCCAAAGCCCCAGAAUCUCGGCGGCCUCGUGGGUGGGGAGGCCGAGUUCGAUCCGGUUGGCUUCUCUGACAUCAUUGACAUCAAGUGGCUGCGUGAGGCGGAGCUGAAGCACGGCCGUGUCUGCAUGUUGGCCACCAUCGGUUUCGUCGCGGAGCAGUACUGGCAGCUGCCUGGAUUCGACGCGGCACCCGAUGCCCUGCAGGCCGUCUGGGUCGCUCCGGCCAACGCCACGGGCGUUCUCCUCUUCUUGGCGGGAUACAUCGAGAGCGCCAGCUACGGCGGCAAGAUCACGAUGCUCGACAUGUUCGAGGGCGAGGGCGCCAACCGCGCACCGGGCGACCUGGACUUCGGGAAGCGCUUCCUUCCCACUGACAAGGCCAAAGCUGAGGACCUGGCACUGAAGGAGCUCACCAAUGGCCGCUUGGCAAUGCUGGCUUUCUCAGGCAUGGUCCACCACAACCUGAUCGUGAAGGGCCCGCUUUUCCCGCUGUUCCCGGAGGGCUACACGGGGCCGCAGGGCGCUUGGGACCUCGACAGCACGGCGGGUGCGCUGAACAGUGGCCGCUGGGGUCUCUAA
This is a messenger RNA of Symbiodinium natans, 1428 nucleotides long. The record is from the annotation of a GenBank genome assembly. NCBI's taxonomy places the organism in Eukaryota, Dinophyceae, Suessiales, Symbiodiniaceae.